Molecule: messenger RNA, 3139 nt
Organism: Colletotrichum godetiae
Lineage: Eukaryota; Fungi; Ascomycota; Sordariomycetes; Glomerellales; Glomerellaceae
Product: condensin complex subunit 2/barren
Exons: 2
Coding region: 387-2669 (760 amino acids)
Biological process (GO): mitotic chromosome condensation
Cellular component (GO): condensin complex
Molecular function (GO): chromatin binding
Source: RefSeq, a predicted model, not a curated record
GGACGAAACGGGAUUUUCAGCUUCCCCGCCCCAUCCGGCCCGGAAGGAUAAACUUGACACCUAAUAUUCAAGGCAGGAAACCUCUCUAUUGUUGUUUCGCGUCGCCCCGGGACGUGCGUAUGGUGGGGAAAGUAAACACAAGGCUCGGCCACUCAGUAUGCAUACAGCACAUCGCAGCAACAGUCAACAAUUUUGACGACAACCUCAUCGCCAACAACACACACAAGAUGCCUCGAGUGGCCCAAGUACCGCGCGCAAACAGCCGCGCAGGCAGCGUCAGAGCGACCUCUGGGUCCAUGAACACAUCGCCCUUCAAGAACUCACCCGUCAAGUACGUUUGCGACAACAGCCCGCUUACCGAUUUUGCCUAGCAACGAAACUAAACAAUGUACAGAAUCCCCCUCAACGAUGAUGCGGGAGAAAAGGCGCGACGAGCGCAAUCACGCCACGCAUUUCAUGAGCGCCAGCGCAACGAACUUAAGGCUGCCGCCGCGACACCUCUGCGCAGAGGCAACGGCAGCUUAGAAGAUAUCGAGAAUGAUACACCGGGCUCGAACCCCAAGACACCCCACGCCCGCGGCAGCCGAGGCAGGCAAGUCAUUGACGACGACGACGAUGAAGGCUUUGUAGUCAGCGGGAGCGCGGUCACGCCUAUGAAACGGGUCCCGAUUCUUGCCAACUUUGAGGAGUGGAUGAAGAUGGCCACAGACAACAAGAUCAACGCAAACAACUCAUGGAAUUUCGCCCUGAUCGACUACUUCCACGAUAUGUCGCUUCUCAAGGAGGGAGACGGAGUCAACUUCCAGAAAGCCAGUUGCACGCUGGAUGGCUGCGUCAAGAUUUACACAAGCAGAGUCGACAGUGUCGCAACUGAAACCGGAAAGCUACUGAGUGGUCUUGCGGACAGCAACAACAAGAAGAAGGGCAAGGAGGGCGACGAGGUCGAGGGCGAAGAGAGCGAGGAGGAAGUCGACGAAGACGGCAACGUCAGGAAGAAGCCGAAGCGCAAGACACAACGUUCUUCCGAGGCGACCCUCGCGCCCAACUUCUCCUCGCUUCAACUCAAGAAGUUUGAACUAGAAUUUGCCGUGGAUCCCCUUUUCAAGAAAACCUCCGCAGACUUCGACGAAGGUGGCGCCAAGGGUUUGUUAUUGAACCACCUCAUGAUUGAUGCCCAAGGACGCAUCGUCUUCGACAGCAGUGACGAAGUUGGUGACGCACACACCUCAAAAACCCGAAAGAAGAACGAAGACGCCGACGAUGAGGAAGACGAGAACACAGAGAUGCAGGAUGCUUCGGCGGUACAAGAGGAGCCUGAGCAGGAGAGUGCCGAAGAUGUUGAGAUCGACCUGGGAGCCCUCGGCGCCAAGUUCUUUUCCGAUCUUGGCCGCCUUGACGAGCUUGACGUUUGUCCGUCACUGAAGAACUUCGACCUCGGCGAUCCUUCUGGUUCCAUGGACAUUCCUUUUCUCAGAGCACCGGAAGAUUGGAGAGGCGACCAAGACAAGGACAAGAACCCAGACUCGCUGGGCGACAAUUCUGGCAUGUUCAUUGACGGCGACAACGCUGCUGGCUUCGACGAUGACGACCUUGGACUGGGUGGCUUUGAGCUUGGCGCCGACGUGGCUUUUGGUGAGGGUGGUGAGGCUUGGGCCAGGGAAGCCGCCCUUGAGCCCCAAAUGCGGGUCUACGAUGCUGGCCUAGGCGAGGAGGCUGGCGAUGGUGACGGGGUCGAGAUGAUGGACUCUGACAAUGGGGAUUUUGUCGUGUCCAUGUCUCACGCUAAGAGUGCCGACAAGAUGCACGAAGACAUUCUCGGGUAUUUCGACCAAGCGCUGCAAAAAAACUGGUCAAGUGCCGAGCACUGGAGAAUCAGAAAGAUCAAGGACGUCAACAAGCCGGCUGGUCCUGCCAGGGUGCGCAAAGAGAAGGAGCCAUUCGAGAUUGACUUCUCAGCACCCCUCGAUCAAGCCUUGGCCGACGUCUUGUACACUCAAGCGUCAAGCAACUCCGCCGUCUCUAUGCCCAAGAAGGACUGGAAGUCAAAGUCCCGCAAUCUGCUGCCUGAUGAUAAGCACUUUAACUCCAAAUCACUUCUCAACCUCUUCCUCAAGCCUAAGGCACGCCUUGGCAGGAGACGUAUCCUCGGAAACAGGGGCGGCAUGUUCGGCAAUGCCGGACAAGAUAGAGAUGUCCCAGAAGGAGAGAUGGACGAGGCGUUCUGGGCAAACCAGAAGGCCCCUGUCAAGAGUGAGGACGAGCCGCUGCCGGAGGGAGAUUACGAUGCAAACUUCUUCCAGGACGAUGCUCUGCCGUUUGCCGGUGGCUUGGACGACGACGAUGACGAGUUUGCGGAUGCCCGGGAGCACUUGUCGCCCGGCGCCGAAGGCGACGUCGGAGCCACAGAAGCUCUUGGCAUGACGGCCUUGCUUGGCGGCGACGCAACCACCAAUGCUCUGACGGGCGCUUUUGGAACGACUUUGGUUACUCAAACCCGUCGCUUGCGGCCAGAUUAUGUGCAGUUCGCGCGUGUUGCUAAGAAGGUGGAUGUGAGGCGUCUGAAGGAGGAGAUCUGGAAGGGCAUGGGUCUUGAGGGCCUGGAUAGCGUGAGUCGAAUCUCUCGGUCGCCGUUGACACCAGAGAAUAAAUUGUUGCUAACCCAUCACUAGGAUUCCACAAGACUUUCUUCGCCUGAUGCCCCAGCGCCACCGCAAGAGCCGCCCGCAAAGGAUACGGAACUCAAGUUCACCGAGGUCAUGAAUGGUCUCGGCUCGGUGUAUCCCAAGGCGAUGAUGGAGGACAUCUCGACAAGUUUCUGCUUUAUCAGUCUGCUGCAUCUCGCCAACGAGAAGGGUCUCGUCAUCGAGAAGACACCCGAGCUCACGGAGCUGAACAUCCGCAAGGAUUGGACGGCCGAGAUCGUGGGAGGGGAGUAAGAAAGUCGUGCUGCUCUCGUCGCGAAAAGGGGAAAAGGUAAAAAACGGAGGGAAGAGGUGUGGCGGAAUCCUGUUUUACACGCCGAGGCAUCGGCGUUUGUGUGUCUUUUGUUGAACGACGGCAUGUUUGAUUUCUGGCAACGUGUGUUGGGUAAACCUUACGUCUCAUAAUGAACUGGGCGGAAACAUUCCAUUUUUUUUUU